Tupaia belangeri chinensis (Chinese tree shrew) is the source of this 1992-nucleotide messenger RNA. RefSeq names its product REC8 meiotic recombination protein (gene REC8). NCBI's taxonomy places the organism in Eukaryota, Metazoa, Chordata, Mammalia, Scandentia, Tupaiidae. Gene Ontology annotation, cellular component: meiotic cohesin complex. The record is from RefSeq and is a predicted model, not a curated record. Gene Ontology annotation, biological process: double-strand break repair; meiotic sister chromatid cohesion. Gene Ontology annotation, molecular function: protein binding; chromatin binding. Bases 195 to 1928 code for a protein of 577 amino acids. The transcript is spliced from 19 exons.
UCAUUAUCCUCUUAAUCGUUUAUCUACCAAUUGUUGGUCACUUCAUUAAUUUGGCUUCCUGGGUCCACCCUCCGUGCCAUCGGUCCAAAUCUUUCUCUCCCGACGGUGUUGGGAAUCCUGUGCGGUAAAGAAUUUAUCCUGAGCUCUGAGCCGAGGAGUGGCACAGUCGAGGUUCGUGAAAGCCUGGAAGGACGAUGUUCUAUUAUCCCAACGUGCUCCAGCGCCACACCGGCUGCUUCGCCACCAUCUGGCUGGCAGCGACGCGCGGCAGUCGGCUAGUAAAGCGGGAAUAUCUGAAGGUGAACGUGGCUAAGACCUGCGAGGAGAUCCUCAAUUAUGUGCUUGUGCGAGUGCAGCCCCCCAUGCCCGGCCUGCCGCGGCCUCGCUUCUCCCUCUAUCUCUCAGCUCAGCUGCAGAUCGGCGUGGUCCGGGUCUACUCUCAACAAUGCCAGUACCUCGUGGAGGACAUCCAGCACAUCCUGGAGCGCCUGCACCGAGCCCAGUUGCAGAUCCGCAUUGAUAUGGCAGAGCCUGAGCUACCCAGUCUGCUGCUUCCUAAUUGCCUGACCAUGAUGGAGACCCUGGAAGAUGCACCAGACCCCUUUUUUGGGAUGAUGUCUGUGGAUCCCAGUCUUCCCAGCCCUUUCCAGAUCCCUCAGAUUCGACACCUUUUAGAGGCUGUGACCCCAGAGAGAGUUCUUGAGGAGAUCCCUCCUGAAGUCCCUACAGAGCCCACGAAGCCAGACAUCUCGGUCACUGUGCUGUCUCCGGAGGCUAUCACCCUGCAGGAGGAGGAGCCUAUCCGCAUGCUGCGCAUAGAGGGUGAACGGGACCUCCCCGAGGUCAGCCGCCGAGACCUGGACCUGCUGAUUGCGGAGGAGGAUGAAGCCAUCUUGCUAGAGGAACGCGAGCAAGAGUCCAAGGAGGAGCCCCGGGCUCCAGAGGUUGACACCACAGUUCCCCCGCUUUCACCUACAGCUCCUGCAGAGGUGGAAGGGAUAGAAGAGCCACUUCCAGGCCAGAUCCUGGGCCUUGAGGAGCCAGAGCCGACCGCCUGGAAGCCUGAGACCCUACUCAGAGAGGUGACCCCUCCACAGGAGCUGCUUCUGCCGGCCCCACCCAGCCCUCGGCGGAAGAGGCCCCCACCUCCCGAGAUCCCACGUGCUCGCCGCCGCCGCCGUCGCCAGUUACUGUUCUGGGACAAGGAGACACAGAUCUCCCGGGAGAAAUUCCAGGAACAACUGCAAACCAAAGCCCACUGCUGGGAGGAGUGUCCAAUGGUGCAGCCUCCAGAAAGGAUGAUCACAAGCCCUGCAGAGCUGUUCCGAACCCCAACCUACCCUGGCUGGCUGCCCUCAGAACUCCUAGCUUUAUGGACCCGCUGUGCCCAGCCACCACCAAAAGCACUCAGGCGAAGGCUGCCCCAUGAGCCUGAAGAGGAGGCUGCUGAGGAGGAAAGGAUAAAGAUAGAAACUCCGAGUGAGAUAGAGGUUUUGAGGGAGGCCCAGGAGCCCAGUGUUCCCCUCAUGCUGUCUUCAGAACUCUCCCUAGAAGCAGCUGAAGAGGAGAGGUCCCGCAUCAGCCUCAUCCCGGCAGAGGAACGGGCCUGGGCUGAGAUGGAGCAGCCAGAGCCCCCUGCACUGCCCAUGGUGCCUGAGCUCCCCGAAGUGCCCAUGGAGAUACCUUUGGAGCCACCCCCAGAGCCUGAGCUGCUCUCACUGGAGGCUGUACACAGGGCAGUGGCACUAGACUUGCAGGCCAACAGGGAGCUUGACUUCAGCAGUCUGGUGUCACCUCAGAGCCCCCGCAGGAUGGCUGCCCGGGUCUUCUACCUGCUCCUCGUGCUCUCAGCUCAGCAGAUCCUUCGUGUGGAACAAGAGAAGCCAUAUGGACGUCUUCUGAUCCAACCAGGGCCUAGAUUCCACUGAGGUUAUAGCCCAUUUAUAAAACCACCAGGAACCAGCUACAUUAAACCAUGUCCUGCCCCACUGC